UAGUCCACGCACGUAUUUUUCAUUCAAGCAGUAUUUGAAUAAGGAAGAUGGCGGCUGCAGCAGUGGUUGAAUUUCAGAGAGCUCAGUCUCUCAUUAGCACCGACCGCAACGCCUCUAUUGACAUUCUCCAUUCAAUAGUGAGGAGAGAUGUUCAAGAGAAUGACGAAGAAGCUGUCAGGGUUAAAGAACAGAGCAUCCUGGAGCUGGGGACACUUCUGGCCAAGACAGGACAGGCUGCAGAACUUGGGGGUCUGCUGAAAUUUGUGAGACCUUUCCUGAUUUCUAUCAGCAAGGCUAAGGCAGCCCGGCUGGUCCGCUCUCUGCUGGACCUCUUUCUUGACAUGGAGGCAGCCACGGGGCAGGAAGUAGAGCUAUGUCUUGAAUGCAUUGAGUGGGCCAAGGCUGAGAAGAGGACCUUCCUGCGGCAGGCGCUGGAGGCACGACUCGUCUCACUCUAUUUUGACACCCAAAGGUACCAAGAGGCCUUGGCGCUUGGCUCCCAGUUGCUGCAGGAGCUGAAAAAGAUGGAUGACAAGGCUCUUCUGGUAGAGGUUCAGCUCCUUGAAAGUAAGACGUAUCAUGCUCUCAGUAACCUGCCUAAGGCUCGUGCAGCCCUCACCUCAGCCAGGACCACCGCCAACGCCAUUUACUGUCCUCCAAAGCUCCAGGCAGCACUAGACAUGCAGUCAGGGAUUAUCCAUGCAGCAGGGGAGAAGGACUGGAAGACAGCCUACUCCUACUUCUUUGAGGCCUUCGAGGGCUAUGACUCUAUUGACAGCCCCAGAGCCAUCACAGCACUCAAAUACAUGCUUCUUUGCAAAAUUGUCCUCAAUUUGCCAGAGGAAGUUCAAGCCCUGAUCAGCGGCAAACUGGGCCUGCGAUAUGCUGGCCGACAGACAGAUGCAAUGAAAUGUGUUGCUCAGGCCAGUAAGAACAGGUCGUUAUCAGACUUUGAAAAGGCCCUAACAGAGUACAGACCAGAACUGAGGGGUGAUCCAAUUAUCAGCACUCACCUGGCCAAGCUGUAUGACAGUCUGCUGGAGCAAAACCUCAUCAGAGUCAUUGAGCCAUUUUCCAGAGUACAGAUAGAACACGUAUCAGGUCUAAUCAAACUGUCGAAGGGGGAUGUUGAGAGGAAAUUAUCACAGAUGAUUCUGGACAAAAAGUUUCAUGGAAUCCUUGACCAAGGUGAAGGUGUCUUGAUCAUAUUUGAAGAGCCCCCAGUGGACAAAACAUAUGAAGCAGCUUUGGAAACAAUUCAGAACAUGAGCAAAGUCGUGGAUUCGCUUUACAACAAAGCCAAGAAGCUGACAUAGAGCAGAUUACCGUGGCAGUGUGAUGGAGGAACUGUGUGUUUGACCAGCGUGUGUAAUAUUUUAAGAAGGGGACAAGUGAGAGCAACAAGUCCCACAAACUGCAACAAACAGAAUUCCCCAUCAAACUCCCCCUCUUCUCCUUCACUGGACAGUUUCAUCACUUGUUCAUUUUUUCUCUCUUUAAUUUUGAUAUCUCUUCAGGAUUCUGUAUAACACUCAGCGGCCAAAUCAGGCCAUCAGGGAAUAUUGUACAACCACAACAUAAAAAGAUAAAAUGGUUUAAGAAGACUUAUGUUUAUACCUGGUAUAAGGUUGGGCUUCCCGAGCCUUAAGCCAACUCCACUGCAACCUCAAAGGUGUAACAUUGACCUCUGCAGCCUGACACUCUGCUACCAGCUGUGUAUGCAGAAACCAGGGUUUCACCUUCUUUUUUUCUGUAUCUUUCAGAAGCACACUGUUCAGUUUUUGGAAGGUUGCGAUAUUCUUUGGGCUUCUGAGUUAUGGUCAGAGAGCUCCCUCUAGCUCUGAUAAUUUUUUUUUCUUCAUGACAAUGCCAACAGUUAAGUCCCCACUGUAUUUCAAAUAUGUAUUAUACUCACUUUAUUUGAUUGUUUUUUGUUUAAAAGAAAUCAAGAUGGCUGCCACAUAUCUGCCUGUCAUGCUUACAUAAGUUUAGAGAACACGCAGGAUGCCAUUUCACCACUAGUGCCACUUUUUUGGCACUUCUGCUUGCCUCAGUGUUUGAGUGCAAUAUGAAAUCAGAGGGCAGAGGUGGAGAUUUCCUCUGAGCAUCUGAGUUAUCCCUGAGUGAGCAAUUCUCCAUUGUUAGUUCCUAGCACUAGUGCGGUAUGCUAGUAACCAAACAAUUUGUAUGGUUUUGAUUCUUUUUUUUUCUCUUAUGAAGACAUUUUCAAAAUAAAUAUUUUGUAUUUUAAGCAUUUGGUCUUGUCUCAUGCAAAAACAAAACAAACUGCAGAUGCUGUUUUGAUCAGGUAACAUUAAUUGUCCACUAAGCAGCGGUGUUUGUUCUACCGUGGAGGUAACGAAAGCUGAAGUUGGUCAUGUUGCAAAGUGACUUUGAAAUGCAUUUAAGAAUGGCAAUGUGAUCCAGGAAGCUGUAUAGUAGUUUAGAGGAAGUUAAAGGGAAGGUCUGAAAUAUUUGAAUUCACAUGUUAAUACUAUGAAAUACAGAAUUCACCCUAGUCUGUUGCUGCAGUAUUUGUCACUCAUUUGAAAAAGUCAAUUUCUCGUCAAAAGGGCAUUAAAUCAGUUUAACUGA
Molecule: messenger RNA, 2595 nt
Organism: Monopterus albus (swamp eel)
Lineage: Eukaryota; Metazoa; Chordata; Actinopteri; Synbranchiformes; Synbranchidae
Gene: psmd11b
Product: proteasome 26S subunit, non-ATPase 11b
Exons: 13
Coding region: 48-1316 (422 amino acids)
Molecular function (GO): protein binding
Source: RefSeq, a predicted model, not a curated record